AACCUUGCCGGUGGCUCGGCUUUCGUGCUACCCUUCUUCGAUCAAACUCCCAUGACACUCGGUCAUUCAAGUCCUGAGUUUACAUGCGAUUUACCACCUGCUCUGGAUCCUGCCGGAGAUGGUCUGCUGUCGGCGAAAAAUUUAUUCUCGUCAGAUGAAGCGAUCGAAAGACAAGUCAAGCGCCACCAGGCGAUUGUGCGCGUGCCAUCUGUUUCCUAUGACGAUCUGGGCGAGAUUGGCGAGGAUCCCCGGUGGAACACAUUCUAUGAGCUUCUUCCGACUAUUGAAGCAUCUUAUCCCACUCUUCACAAGCGGGCACGGUUGGAGAAAAUCAAUACGUUUGGUCUACUCUACACCCUAGAAGGCUCUGAUCCUUCUCUCAAGCCAACUGUCCUGCUCGCUCAUCAGGAUGUCGUCCCUGUGGCCGACCCGACAACAUGGACAUAUCCUCCAUUUGAUGCACACUUUGACGGUGAGUAUAUCUGGGGCCGAGGUGCGUCCGACGACAAAAACAGUCUCACCGGAAUUUUAUCCGCCGUUGAGGGUCUUCUUUCCCAGCCGGACUGGGCCCCGAGACGAACUUUGGUUCUUGCAUUCGGAUUUGACGAGGAGGUGGGCCUCAACCAAGGUGCUGCGCAGAUCAGCAAAGUCGUUCAUGAAAGAUACGGCGACGACAGUGUUGCCAUAAUCCUUGAUGAGGGAGGUUUCGGUUCACAACCUCUCGACGGGGAUACCGUUUAUGUGCAUCCCGCAAUCACCGAAAAGGGUCACAUCAAUCUCUUCUUCGAGCUUCACGCCAAAGGUGGUCACAGCUCUGUUCCUCUGCCACAUACGAGUAUCGGUAUUAUCUCCGAACUCGUUGUCGCUCUCGAGUCCAACCCAUAUGGACCGGUGAUCACCGAAAACAGCCCCAUUCAUAAACGCCUGUUGUGCCAAGCACGUUAUUCGCCAAAUACCCAGCCUGAAAUCGAAGCACUCCUGAAAGUCAAUGACUUUGAGCGGCUCGCAGUUGAAUUUGCAAAGACUUCUCCGUUGAACCGCUUUGUCGUGCAAACCUCGCAGGCUGUUGAUUUGAUCAACGGUGGGGUGAAAAUCAACGCCAUGCCCGAGGCCGUUACUCUAGCUGUCAAUUAUCGCGUUGCCCAUCAUCAACGGCCCGUAGAAGUGCAACAGCAGGCUAUCAAAGUAAUCGCAGGUGUCGUCGAGAAGUAUGGCCUUCAGGUCAAUGCUUUCGAUGGUGACAAAGAGUAUCACGAUCAUAUCGCAGGGCUUUAUCCUGAUCAUUCCAGCUAUGGCAAUAAUUUUUAUCCCCAGGAUCAAUUCGACGUCGAGUACAACGGUACUCUUGUUGUGCGCGCUACAAAAGCAGAUGCAGCACCCGUGUCUCCCGCUAGUGGACCAGUGUGGGAUGUCUUCUCGGGAACAAUCCGACACACCUUUGGGUCAGAUGGCAAAAAUGUCGUACCGGUCGGGGAUAUCAUGACUGGCAAUACCGAUACCAGGCACUAUUUGAACCUGACUCGCAAUGUUUAUCGUUGGACACCGGCUGUCGGCCGUGGACUUGACAACAUUCACACAGUUGAUGAACGCGUGAGCAUUUUUGACCACCUGAAUGUGGUCAAAUUCUACUACGAUUUCAUCCGCAACUUCGAUGUGGCGGAUCUGUAA
Messenger RNA from Penicillium brevicompactum, 1668 nucleotides. Its product is annotated as M20 family metallopeptidase. The record is from RefSeq and is a predicted model, not a curated record. The transcript is spliced from 3 exons. The annotation marks the transcript as partial. Gene Ontology annotation, cellular component: fungal-type vacuole lumen. Lineage: Eukaryota; Fungi; Ascomycota; Eurotiomycetes; Eurotiales; Aspergillaceae. Gene Ontology annotation, molecular function: metallocarboxypeptidase activity.